Messenger RNA from Rubroshorea leprosula, 2619 nucleotides. Lineage: Eukaryota; Viridiplantae; Streptophyta; Magnoliopsida; Malvales; Dipterocarpaceae. The record is from the annotation of a GenBank genome assembly.
AUCUGCGUUGUUUCUAGAUAUCUUUUGAUGAGGUUUUGCAAAAAUUAAAUCAAUUUCAGAAAGCCUGCAAUAGAGUAGAUGAGUAUGAAUUCCCAUUCCCAGUUCAAUAGAUUACCUUAUUGUGACAGUGGUAUGAAAUUUCAAAAUGGGUGCAUUCUGUCUCAUCCAACUCAGUACCAAAACGCUGAGAUUCCAAGCGGUUUCCAAUUCAAUGAUCAAUCCAUAGGGUUUAAAUCCAUGGAUGCCCCAUUUGUAGCUUCUUUUGGUUUCAGUAAUAAUUCUAGCAUGGAUAAAGAGUGGGAUUCUAGUUCUCCCUCUGAUGACACUUACUUGGAAGACACUAUUCUCAAGUGCAUAAGCCAGGAGCUUAUGAAAGAGAACAUGGAAGAAAAGUCCUGUAUGUCUCACGAUGCAUUAGCUCUUCACGCUACAGAGAAAUCUCUGUAUGAAGUUCUUGGCCAGAACUACCCUCUUAUUCAUCCAACCCAAACCCAAACUUCUUAUCAAGGUGCUCAAAACCUAGUAGGUUGUUUUUCAGGUACCUUCAAUGUUCAUAAUGGAUAUGGCAGUUAUAGUUACGAUACUAGCCGCCGGAUUGAUCCACCAUUGGAUGGUGAUCUUUUGGGAAAUAAUAGUAGAUCAUCUUUCUUGGAAACAUCUGCUGCUGCAAACUCUGUUUUUCAAUCAACUUCAAAAUUUAGAUUAGCAUCAUCAUCACUCAUCUCUGAAAACAAUUUCCCUAACAUUCGUAAUAGAGUGUUAGGUUCAUCUGUUGGUGAGUUUGUGAUUCCAAAUUAUAUCAGCGAUAGUGAAUUGGUAUGGCAAUUCAACAAAGGAGUAGAGGAAGCUCGAAAGUUCCUUCCUAAAGUUAAUUCGCUAAUUAUUGAUGUGGAAAACAUUGCAUCAGCACCAGAAUUAUGGAAGGAAGAGACUUCCAAGACGAUUGUUAAUGCAGAGCAAGAAGAAAGGGAGCGUCCGCCUAAUCAAUUGACAGGAAAGAAGAAACAUGAGCGAGAAGAUGAAGAUUUAGAAGAAGGAAGGAGCAACAAACAGUCGGCAGGUUCUGCGGAUGAGAUUGAGAAUGAGCUGUUAGACUUGUUAGAUAAGGUGACACUCUGUGGUUGCAAAACAAAGCACCGUCCUACUUGCAUUCUCAAUCAUCCUUUGCAGGAUGUGGAAAGUAAGACGUCGCAGCUGAAGGAGCAGACAAAUGGAUUUACUGCUGUUGGGAAGGCUCGUGGCAAGAAACAAGGAGAUAAGGAGGACGUAGUUGACUUGAGGACCCUCCUGAUUUCAUGUGCAAAAGCUGUCUCAUCUAAUGAUCUCAGGACUGCUAAUGAGCAACUUAAGCAGAUCAGGGAGCAUUCUUCACAGGUUGGUGAUUGGUAUCAGAGAUUAGCUCAUUUCUUUGGUGAAGCCCUUGAAGCGCGCAUUGCUGGAAUUGGAAAUCAGAUCUAUACUGAUUUAUCUUCCAAAACAAAAUCAGCUGCAGAUAUUCUGAGAGUUUAUCAACUCUAUAUUUCGACCUGUCCCUUCCAGAAGUAUGCAAUUGUCUGUGCAAACCGCAGUAUUUUGGAGUUCGUCAAGGAAAAGAAAGCAACAACACUCCAUAUUAUUGACUUCGGCAUUCUCUAUGGUUUUCAGUGGCCUGUUUUCAUCUUGCGCUUGUCAAAGCUGCCUGGGGGUCCUCCAAAACUACGUAUUACAGGGAUAGAUUUUCCCCAACGUGGCUUGCGUCCAUCUGGAGCUGUGGAGGAGACAGGGCGUCGCCUGGCAAAGUACUGUGAACGAUUUAAUGUUCCAUUUGAGUAUAAUGCCAUAGCACAGAAGUGGGAGACUAUAAAAUUUGAGGACCUCAAGAUUAGGCCCAAUGAGUUUGUUGCUGUUAACAGUCUCAACCGGUUUAAGAACCUAUUUGAUGAGACAGUUGCGGUGAACAAUCCAAGGGAUGCUGUUCUCAAGUUAAUUAGGAAGAUAAAUCCAGAUAUUUUUGUACACGCCAUUGUGAAUGGAAACCACAAUGCCCCUUUCUUUUUCACACGGUUCAAGGAGGCAAUCUUUGAUUACUCUGCCCUGCUUGAUAUGUGUGAUACAAUUAUCCCACGAGAAGAUCAAGUGAGGUUGAUGCUUGAGAAAGAGUACUGGGGGCGUCAAGUAAUGAAUGUUGUGGCAUGUGAGGGCACCAAGAGAACAGAGAGGGCUGAGACCUAUAAGCAGUGGCAUGCCCGGACCGUGAGGGCUGGGUUCAGGCAGCGUCCUCUGAACCCUGAUUUGAUGAAGCAAUUGAAAUAUAGGGUGAAACAGGAAUACCACAAUGAUUUUUUUGUGGAACAGGAUGGCCAAUGGUUGCUGCAAGGUUGGAAGGGUCGAAUUCUCUUUGCAUCCUCUGUAUGGCAAGCAGCAUAGGCCGGACUCAAGGAGUCAGGUGGAAUCAAUAUCAGCUUGCUAUUUUUCUUGUCUUCUGCAAAACCCGUAGGUUUAUCAUGACUUGCAAACUUAGCUUCCUAUUAAUAAUGUUCAAAUUUCUUGUGCACUCCACAGAUUUGGCAUAGCUCUGAGCCGUAUUCCUUAUUUGUACAUUUGUCAAUGAGAUUUUGACAAUCAACCACCUUAUUGUUC